CCCGGGACAUCUUGGAGUUCUCAGAUGAGAAUGAUAGCCUGAAGAGAGCGCAUUGAGCUCAAGAUAGAAACAGUCAACAUAUCAAUGUGGCUGCUUAUCCCUUGCAACCUUCGCUUUUGUCCUACGAACUCUUGGCAAAAAUAUGUCUAUUUUGAGCACCUAAAAUCCCAGCAAGAGAUAGUCAUCCAGGCAUACUGAGUGGCGAAAUUCACCCAGGAACGCCAACCCAGAUCACUAGUGCAAUUUUGUGCUCAUGAGGACUCCCAAGCUCUUCUGCCAGCGCACGCUCUGCCCAAAUCUCCAAGUGACCUCCGUAAGGCGGUACCAAAGAGCAGUCCGUUGCCAGUAUGAGCUGGAGCGCAUCACAAGGAGGGCACCGCCCCCUCCUCCUCCCCCGCCACCACCCCCAGCUGGACCCUCCAAUGCUGAUAGGCGGUUGUUGCUUGCGGGAGCAGCGGCUCUUGUUGUGGGCAUUGGGGCUGCGACUGUGUUGGUGUCAGAAGAGAAAGGAGCAGCGGGCGACAGGAAGAAGGACUCAGAUCCUUGGCUGGAGCCAAUGUUGGAGGCUAGACGGGCAAAUGUCAUGGAGAGAGAUGGCACAGUUCUUGUGAGGAAGGCAAAUGGCGACUGGCUCUUCCUGAGGAAGAGCCAGUCCAAUCCGAAAGCCUUUGUGCUUGAGGGGGAGUAUGGAGAUAAGUACCUGCUGCAGCUGGACACAAAGGUCAGCGCGCUCAGCAUGGAUGUCUUGCGGACUUUCUUCUCUAGGCACGAACAGUGGGAGCCCAAGCUGAUCCCAUACAGGAACUGACCAGUGAGAGGCGUAGCCAGCUUUUAGAUGAGCGUUGUACAUCAUGCCUCAAAUUUUGGAAUCGUUCAACACAAUUGGAUGCUUAGGCACUUGUACAUCCAUAUGCCCCACAUGCAGAGACAGGAGGGCAUGUUUAGCCCUGUGCUCAUGUUCAGAACCGUCCCUGUGCUCCUGAUGUGAAUUUUUUUUGUGCAUCGCCAAGAUGUUUUAUGGAAUAUUUAGGUGGUAUAUUUAGGAGGAACAUCCGCAAUUUUGUUACAACUGUGGCCUUUC
Messenger RNA from Coccomyxa subellipsoidea C-169, 1081 nucleotides. RefSeq lists its product as hypothetical. The record is from RefSeq and is a predicted model, not a curated record. The coding region runs from base 254 to 808 and encodes 184 amino acids. The transcript has 4 exons. NCBI's taxonomy places the organism in Eukaryota, Viridiplantae, Chlorophyta, Trebouxiophyceae, Coccomyxaceae.